UACAAACGAAUAAAUAAACAGCGAAUGAAAAAGAAUAACUUUUUAUAAUCAUGAGUCACUCUAUGAGCAGUCCUCGGAAUAUUCAACUGGUGUUCGAGACUUAUCAGAAAGCGCGUUUGGUGUUCGUCCAGACAAUGGCUGAAUUGGCUACGCGGGCUACCAAUGUAAAAUGUUUGGAGAGUGCUGGAGCGUUGGACUUCCUCCAACCCCUGCUGUCGGACUCUUGCAGUACAGUGCGGCAGUGCGCCGUGGUAGCCGCAGCCAGGCUGGCUGAACAUGACGAAGGAGUCGCGCGACGGUUGCUCGACGCCGGAAUGCUCACUGACACGCUUGAGAACCUCAACAAAUUCAACGUUUACUAUAAGCGGUCAGCUUUGUAUCUAAUGAGAGCAGUAGCAAGGCAUAAUGAGGAGUUAGCGUCAGCUAUUGUUCGGCUCGGUGCGUUAGAACAUAUUGUUUCGUGUUUAGAAGAUUUUGAUACGCAGGUAAAAGAAAAUGCAGCAUGGGCUUUAGGCUACAUCGGGAAACAUAGCGAGCACUUAGCUGGAAUGGUAGUCGAUGUGGGAACACUACCGUUAUUGGUGUUGGCUUUUCAAGAACCUGAAAUUAGUUUGAAGCAGAUUGCUGCUGGGGCGCUCGUAGAUUUGGCUCAGCACAAACCCGAAGCUGUGGUUGAUACAGGAGCAAUCUGCCAUUUAGUGCGAGGCCUAGAGAAUCAGGAUCCAAAAUUGAAGCGCAGCACCCUUUGCGCGUUAGGGGCGGUGGCAAGCGCGCGUGCCGAGUUGGCCGAAGCAACCGUGGCCGGCGGAGCCCUACCCCCAGCACUACUCCACGCUGGGCAUGAUUCAGCACCUGUGCGACGCGCCGCAGCAUGCCUCUUGCGCGAUAUUGUCAAACAUUCCGUUGAUUUAGCGCAGUUGGUGGUAAACACGGGUGGAUGUGGUCCCCUUGUCGAACUCUUGUCCGAAGGUGCGGGAGGGUCCCGCGUACCCGCUUGCAUGGCCCUGGGCUACAUAGCCGGGCAGUCUGAUCAGUUGGCGAUGGCCGUUAUCGAAGCCAAGGCGGUAGUGAUACUGGUAGAAAUACUACAAAAUAACGAGUGUGAAGACGCGGAGCUGUGCGCUGCUGCAUGGACGCUCGGCCACAUCGCCAAGCAUUCACCGCAGCACAGCCUCGCCGUGGCCGUGGCUAACGCUCUCCCUAGACUAUUGCAACUUUAUACAAAUCCUAAGUCAUCAGGUGAAGUAAGAGCCAGAGCGUCAUGUGCACUCAAGCAAUCACUACAAUGCUGUUUACACCGACCAGCACUGGAGCCGUUGUUGCAUGCUGCACCAGCUUGUAUCCUCAAAUAUGUUCUAGCUCAAUAUUCUAAGAUAUUACCGAAUGACGCCAGAGCAAGAAGAUUGUUUGUAACUACCGGUGCUCUUAAAAGGGUGCAAGAGAUAGACACCGUGCCAGGAACAUCGUUAAAAGAAUAUAUUAACAUAAUAAACAGCUGCUUUCCGGAGGAAAUUGUACGGUACUAUUCCCCAGGCUAUUCAGAUUCUUUGCUUGAUAGAGUGGAGGCCUAUAUUCCUCAGAUUCCAGAACUAUUUACAGACAGGGUACCAAGCGAUUGCCAAAGCGAGUUAACUAUAGAAAAUGGAAACUAAUUUUU
This is a messenger RNA of Pararge aegeria (speckled wood butterfly), 1657 nucleotides long. Its product is annotated as sperm-associated antigen 6-like. The transcript is spliced from 14 exons. Lineage: Eukaryota; Metazoa; Arthropoda; Insecta; Lepidoptera; Nymphalidae. The record is from RefSeq and is a predicted model, not a curated record. Gene Ontology annotation, cellular component: microtubule cytoskeleton. The coding region runs from base 51 to 1652 and encodes 533 amino acids. Gene Ontology annotation, biological process: cilium movement. Gene Ontology annotation, molecular function: microtubule binding.